Molecule: messenger RNA, 1185 nt
Organism: Puntigrus tetrazona (Sumatra barb)
Lineage: Eukaryota; Metazoa; Chordata; Actinopteri; Cypriniformes; Cyprinidae
Gene: rgs18
Product: regulator of G protein signaling 18
Exons: 6
Coding region: 221-847 (208 amino acids)
Source: RefSeq, a predicted model, not a curated record
CCUGUUGUGGCUUAGAAGGAAAUAGGAUGUUUAGCAGAACUUGACUAAAGCAUACUGCGUGAAAAUAAAUGUAAAAAUACGUAAACUUAGCUAGAUGGAUGUCCCGCAGCAAGAAAACUCGAGCAGAGAGAUAUUACAGUAAAUGGCGGGUAUUUUCCCUGACAGGAAGUCAUCUUAACAGUUUAACUUCUCUGCCCCCAAGGAGGAAGCAUAUUUCAAAAUGCUCAGUGAGGACGAGCUGCUCGCCGGCAGAAUGAGAGAGACCAACUUGAGGAGUAAGGAUAAAAAAGGUCGACUCAGUCUUCUUCUGGCAAGGUCUGGAUCUCAUGAGAAUGUCAGUCCUGAAAAGAAACCAACAGCUAAAACCAACCACAUCACGCCAGACGUGGCUCUGAGAUGGGGUAAUUCAUUUGAGGAGCUGCUGAGUCACUCAGAUGGGGUGGAAGUCUUCACGCGGUUUCUGCGCACCGAAUUCAGCGAGGAAAACAUCGAGUUUUGGUUAGCCUGUGAAGAAUUCAAGAAUACUGAGUCUGCAACCAAACUGCAGUCUAAAGCCAAACAGAUACAUGCCAUUUUCAUCGAUAAGGAAGCACCCAAAGAGAUCAACAUCGACCACUCGACCAAGGCCACCAUUGAGAAGAACAUCCUGAAGCCAAACAGGUCCUGCUUUGAGGUAGCACAAAAUAAAAUCUACAGCUUAAUGAAAAGAGACUGCUACCCACGAUUCCUCACCUCCGACAUCUACUUGACCCUGACCAAGAGGGCAGGCCCGCCCACUAUGACCAGGAGAAGGUCCCGCUCCUUCGUUUUUAAUGAGCGUCCUGAAGGCACAGCCGCCUGGUUGUAAAUAUGUACUGUGAUGCUAGUUUUUUUUAAUCAUUGUCGAUAGCACUUGAUCGUGGGACGCGUCCUAGCUAUUUAUUAACAUUAGAUCCUGUGGGCUGGUAUUUAAAUACUAAUCAUCCUGUCGUGAUUGUCAAACGUUCAUGAGUUCGUGCAAAUCAUAAUUUAACCUACAUGUUUAGAAUGCCUAAACACUGUAAAUAACUGUUUAACGAUAGAUGUCUGUAUGAUAAACUGUACAUAUUUGUGGCCUACAGAGAACUGUAACAGCGACCGCUGUCGCGACACUCUUAAAGAGAGCAAAAACUUUGAAAAAUAAAAAGGUUUCUGAGGAAAAAGUGA